This is a messenger RNA of Mycena indigotica, 1809 nucleotides long. Its product is annotated as Glycoside hydrolase family 76 protein. Gene Ontology annotation, biological process: carbohydrate metabolic process. The transcript is spliced from 10 exons. The coding region runs from base 1 to 1809 and encodes 602 amino acids. The record is from RefSeq and is a predicted model, not a curated record. Lineage: Eukaryota; Fungi; Basidiomycota; Agaricomycetes; Agaricales; Mycenaceae.
AUGCUGUUUGUUUCGCUCCCCCCUCCCCUUUCGAGAGCACUGCUGCUCGCAGGAUACUUUACACUGUCAUGGGCACAACUCGCUUUGCCUACCUGGCGUAAAGCAAAUAUAACGACCUCCGCCGCUGCCAGGACCGCUUUUGCAAGAGCGGCGCUACAGGAAACUAUUGUGCACAUCGGAGCCAAUGGUCAGUUUCCAGACGCCGCAGACUAUGUUGUUCCUGCGAUCUUCUACUCACAGCUCGCGGCAUUCGAUGCUGCGACAGGCAGCCAACAAUAUCGCGAUAGUCUGGUGCAGUACUUUCAGAACGCAACAAUGAUACAUGCAAACUUUUCAAACUCCGAGAACUACGGUUAUGCUGCCGUUCAAGCCUAUGUUACCUACAAGGACCCUGUUUUCCUUGAAUACGCAAUCGGAGUCUGGAAUAUCAGCAACCAAUAUACUCUUUCUCAAGCCGACAUCGACGCAGGCAGACAAAAGAGUGGUCUGAAAAACUUCGAUUUAGCACAAACCUGUCAUGGCAAAACAAUGGCUGGAGGGACUUUCGGGAUAACGGCGGUAUCUGACCCUUCAAUUGCUGGCCUGUCGACCGGGCAGUUUGCAAUUCUUUCCGCGCUGUUGGCUGCAAGUACCUCGGAACCUGAAUACCUCGCUGCUGCACAGCUCUCGAUAGCGUUCAUGCAGUCGCACUGGCUCAAUCCACAGAACAUCAUGCUUGACGGGAUCUCCGGCCGCAACAACGAUUCGUGUUCAUUAACCACGGCAUUGCAGCCCUAUGACUCGGGUAUGGCGAUUGAAGCACUGGCGAUUGUCGUUGACAUCACCAAGGACUCUUUGUCCCGGAGCUUGUUGACCUCGCUCAUUGAGGCUGCAAUAACUUCAACAGCAUGGCAAAAAGCAGAUGGAAUCAUCUCGAACCAAGCGCACGGUUCUGGCGGCGAUGUCUCAAUCAUUCGUGGGCUCAGCGCUGCAUAUAGCCGCAACGUGACCACUUUGCCGCUGCGGGAAUACAUCAAAGGUUAUCUCGCUGUCCAGGCAAGUCCGCCAUUUACUACUAAUGGCUUGGAUGAAAACAUUUACGGACAUUGGGUUGGGCCUGCAGCAACAGCAUUUAGCUCCAAAGACCAGACAACAGCUCUCGCAGUACUUGUCGCUGCAAUGGGGCUGCAAAAUGACACACAGAAACCUGCGUCCUCUUCUCAGGCUGUAACUUUUGGUGGAGGGCUGACAUCGACAGGCUCGACCUUCAGCCCCAGCACAACUCUUAGUCCGAGUCCUCCGUCCGCCGGUCAUUCUAACUCGCACAUGGGCCAACUGGUGGGGGGAAUUAUUGCAGCCGUUUUGACGGUCAUACUGCUGAUUUGCAUGGGAUCGCUGCUGUAUAUUCGCCGUCUGCGGAAGAACUCGAGAAGGGCAUCGAUCAGCUCGCGGCCAGAUGUACUCUCGGUCCAAAUCCGCCCCGGUAUCAACUUGCGUUCGACCAUCGAAAUCAAUCCCUCUACCUCGCCUAUCUCCCAGACCGCUUCCAGCGUGCUGACGGAUACCACUAACGCUCCCGACAUCGCAAAAUAUGGCCAGUGGGACUGGGAGAAGCCCCCGCAACUCGAACAACCACGCACGAGGCAAUGGCUGUCCGAUCAGGCAGAACGAGUCUAUGGUUAUCCCACGGCUAUCCCAGCCUCAAGAGGGUCAGCACUCCCGACUGAUGGACGUAUGCGGAUACUUCAUUCCCAGUACCAGCGCCGUGAUUCAACGGUGUUUGACGACGACGAGGACCCCCCUGGCUACCCUGGGACAGAAAUGGUAUAA